Molecule: messenger RNA, 660 nt
Organism: Mucor velutinosus
Lineage: Eukaryota; Fungi; Mucoromycota; Mucoromycetes; Mucorales; Mucoraceae
Exons: 3
Coding region: 1-660 (219 amino acids)
Biological process (GO): riboflavin biosynthetic process
Cellular component (GO): cytosol
Molecular function (GO): 3,4-dihydroxy-2-butanone-4-phosphate synthase activity
Source: RefSeq, a predicted model, not a curated record
AUGGUUGAAGCACAAUCUGCAACUUAUAAAUAUGAAUUCGAUUCUGUCAAGAGUGCGCUCGAAGAUUUUGCUGCCAACAAGUUUGUCAUUGUCAUGGAUAACGAGGAUCGUGAAAAUGAGGGUGACUUGAUCAUUGCUGCCGAGAAGGUAACAACUGAACAAAUGGCAUUCCUGAUUCGUUAUUCAAGUGGUUAUAUCUGUACUCCUACUACCGGUGAGCGCUUGGACGAACUGAAGCUACCUUUGAUGGUGGAGAGAAACACUGAAUUGAUGAGAACCGCAUAUACCGUAUCCUGUGAUUACGCUCAUGGCACAACCACGGGCAUUUCAGCUCACGACAGAGCAUUGACAUCUCGCAAAUUAGCCGAUCCUACAAGUAAGCCUGAAGAUUUCAUGCGUCCUGGUCAUAUCCUUCCUUUACGCUCUGUUCCUGGUGGCACCUUUGAACGUUUUGGUCAUACGGAGGCUGCUGUUGAUCUUUGUCAGUUAGCAGGUGUUGCACCUGUUGCCUGUAUUGGCGAACUGAUCAAGGAAGACGACCCCAAGGGAGACAUGGCAAGAAGAGACGAUUGCUUUGCUUUUGCAAAGAAGCACAACAUCAAGAUGAUCACUAUCAAGGACAUUAUUGCUUACAAGAGACUGAACCAAACUAUUGCAUAG